AUGGAUGGUUGUAGCGACGGUCGUGGCGACGCCUGCGACGAGUCUCCUGCUGGUGACGGGGCGCCAGUGGUAGCUGUUAUCGUUAUCUGUCUCGCCGUCGCGUUAUCAUCCUCGCAACCGUCCAUGGGAGUGCGAACAGCCAUGGUUGUUCUAGUAGCGGCUCUCGUGCUCAGACUGGUUGUGCGCCGACUCUUUUCACUAGGCGUCAAGCAUCAAGUGACGGUGAUGAUUGUGGAGGGCCUGGGAGUGCAAAUAGAGGUGGCGCAGGUGACCACCAACACCCGUGGAAAAACACCCCACUCAUUCGACUCCUCUAGUCACGGCGGCAGCAGCAACGCCAGCAGCCGUGCAAUGAUGGAAAGUCAACCACGCGUGGUGCAUCGGCAGCUGGUGCCGUUAAACACCAUAGCUGCGGCGGUCAUAACUGAGAUUGUCACUCCCACCAGCUGCCACUUCGCCCUCGUGCUGCUCCUUGCUGACUCCGACCAGCCUCUCCCUGUGUUUCGGCUUCUCAAGCCCCCACUGCCAGUGCUAGUUGGCAUUCGGAGAGCCAUUGAGAGCUGCCUAACGUCCUGA
Molecule: messenger RNA, 576 nt
Organism: Closterium sp. Yama58-4
Lineage: Eukaryota; Viridiplantae; Streptophyta; Zygnematophyceae; Desmidiales; Closteriaceae
Source: the annotation of a GenBank genome assembly